AUGGCGCACCCACGGCCGUUAAUAUAUCCUUUGCGCGGCCUCGCUAUUUCACCAAUAGCUCCCAUAAGCAGAUGCACUAGCCCGUUAAUCGCUGCCUCGAGAGCAGAAGUUCCGCGCAUCGUCUCAAUACCACAUCAGUCGAUACGAUAUGCAACCACCUUUAAGAACAAUAAGGCGAGCAAGAGGGCUAAGAAGACGUCGCCAACAUUCCAACAACCUGACCUGGGCAAAUUGGACAAAUUCUCGCUAGUGGAUGCGAUGCGGUAUAUUCGCGCCUUCGAAGUAGGCCGCAACCCGUCGUCAUCAAAGUACGAAAUGGCCGUCCGUCUGCGCACACUUAGGAACGGCCCCGCAAUAAGAAACCGCUUACGACUCCCGCAUCCUGUCAAGACGGACCUAAGAAUUGCUGUCAUAGCAGCGCCAGACUCGAAAGCUGCUGCUGAUGCCCGGGCCUCUGGCGCUGUCCUGAUAGGCGAAGAAGACAUCUUUGCCCAAAUCAAGGCGGACAAAGUGGCUUUCGAUAGGUUAAUUUGCACCAUCGAGAGCUUCCCGAAGUUGACCAAGGCGAACUUGGGUCGGAUACUAGGGCCCAAGGGCCUAAUGCCGAGCGCGAAGGCGGGGACCGUAGUUACGCAGACAGCCGUGGGUUCGAUUGUGCGUAACAUGGUAAGCGGAGCAGAGUACAGGGAAAAACUGGGUGUAAUUCGCAUGGCAGUCGGACAGCUGGGCUUCACACCGGAACAGAUGAUGGAAAAUAUUGUGGCUUUCACGAGUGCAAUAAAGAAGGAUAUCUCGCAGCUCCAAGGGCGCAUCAGCAAGGAGGUGCAUGAAGUGGUUCUCAGCUCGACAAAUUCGCCAGGCUUCACCCUAAAUGGAGACUUCAAGGGCCCCAAUUCUAUAUCACCCAAGGAAUUGGAAGGGCCUAUAUAGCUGUAGCUUGUGGCAUGUAUGAAUAAUGUACCAUACCCAA
Molecule: messenger RNA, 970 nt
Organism: Pyrenophora tritici-repentis Pt-1C-BFP
Lineage: Eukaryota; Fungi; Ascomycota; Dothideomycetes; Pleosporales; Pleosporaceae
Product: mitochondrial 54S ribosomal protein uL1m
Cellular component (GO): mitochondrial large ribosomal subunit
Molecular function (GO): structural constituent of ribosome
Source: RefSeq, a predicted model, not a curated record